CUCCAAUCCGACCGGGCGUCCUGGUUUGGUUGGCGUGUACCCAUGUGGGCUCAGUGUUGACUUGUGGAGAGUUAAUUUCGUCCACUGUGGAACGUGAGCGUGUGGGUUUUUGACAAUGUCGUCUUUUUUCAUAAAGUCAAAAGUAAAUCCCAAACUAUCAAAACAGGGGAAAAAUACAGCGGCAAUCAAACGAAAGGGUGAUGGAGAUUCCGGUGCUAAGAGCAAAAUGCGAGCGAAAAAACCCAGCUCCAAAUAUAACGAAGAAAUUUCCAGCGACUCUGAGCCAGAGAGUUCUAAAGUGCCCAGGAAGAGGCAGCCCAAGGAGGACAACGAUUAUGCGGAAACGCCACAAGAGAAGAAGCUCAGAUUGGCCAAACUUUACCUGGAACAGCUGAAGGACGCAGAGGAGAAGAACGCUGAAGACGAGGACUUCGAGACUGAUCUGGUUGCAGGAAAACUUGAAGAAGAAGUGCUUGAACAGAAAGGAAAACUUCAGCGACUUAUUGCCAAAGAUCUCAUAGAGCCAGAUGCUUCAGAGAUACGAGUUUUACGAGGACACAAACUUCCAAUCACCUGUCUGGUCAUAUCUCCUGAUGACAAGCACAUCUUCUCUGCAUCCAAAGACUGCUCCAUCAUUAAGUGGGAUGUUGAGAUUGGCAAGAAAAUGCACACAAUACCUGGUGGAAGGAAAGGCACAGAGGAUCGGCACGUUGGACACACCGCUCACAUCCUAUGCAUGACCAUAUCAUCAGACGGAAAAUACUUAGCGACCGGAGACAUGAACAAACUGAUCAUGAUUUGGGAGGCAGAAACCUGCAAACAUCUUUAUAAAUUCACAGGACACAAAGGCCCAGUGUCGGGUCUCUCGUUCAGGAAGGGAUCUCAUGAUCUGUACAGUGCGUCUCAUGACCGUUCCAUCAAGGUCUGGAACGUGGCCGAAAACGCAUAUGUGGAAACUCUGUUUGGACAUCAGGAUUCCAUCACAGGGCUGGACUGUUUAAGCCGCGAACGCUGUGUGACGGCGGGAGGACGCGAUCGUUCUGUGAGGGUGUGGAAGAUAGCCGAGGAGUCUCAGCUCGUCUUCCACGGCCACGAAGGUUCAAUCGAUUGUAUCCAACUCAUAAAUGAGGAGCACAUGAUAACGGGAGCCGAUGACGGGUCAGUGGCUCUUUGGAGCGUGAACAAGAAGAAGCCUCUGUGCAUCGUAAAGCAGGCUCAUGGUUGCCAUGGCGAUACGGAGGCGAAGCAGCCUCACUGGGUGGCUUCAGUCGCGGCACUUCAGAACUCGGAUACCGUAGCUUCAGGUGCCUCUGGCUGUUCACACAACUCACAGGUGCAGCUCUGGAAGUGUGGCCAGUAUUACCGUGGUCUGCAGCGUCUCUUCAGCGUCCCCGUGUCUGGUUUCAUCAACAGCCUGAAGUUCUCCAGCAGCGGUCAGUUCUUGGUGGCAGGAGUCGGACAAGAGCACAGGUUGGGUCGAUGGUGGAGACUUAAAGAGGCCAAGAAUGGGAUCUACAUUAUUCCUCUCAAAAGGAAGUCUCCUAAUCCGGAGGAAGCUAAGGUGGACGAAUGAAUAGUGAUUUGCCAAGAGUAUUCUUU
Messenger RNA from Solea solea (common sole), 1599 nucleotides. RefSeq names its product ribosomal RNA processing 9, U3 small nucleolar RNA binding protein (gene rrp9). The coding region runs from base 116 to 1573 and encodes 485 amino acids. NCBI's taxonomy places the organism in Eukaryota, Metazoa, Chordata, Actinopteri, Pleuronectiformes, Soleidae. The record is from RefSeq and is a predicted model, not a curated record. Gene Ontology annotation, cellular component: small-subunit processome. Gene Ontology annotation, molecular function: protein binding; snoRNA binding. The transcript is spliced from 15 exons.